Molecule: messenger RNA, 1266 nt
Organism: Dacryopinax primogenitus
Lineage: Eukaryota; Fungi; Basidiomycota; Dacrymycetes; Dacrymycetales; Dacrymycetaceae
Product: FMN-dependent alpha-hydroxy acid dehydrogenase
Exons: 7
Coding region: 1-1266 (421 amino acids)
Molecular function (GO): oxidoreductase activity; FMN binding
Source: RefSeq, a predicted model, not a curated record
AUGUCAGACCCCACCAGCCGUCCAGAGCGUACCUCGCCUAACUACGACCUAUACCAACGUGAGAUCUUCAAGGAUGGGUCGUACGGCACACUGCCCUCAUUCAGCACUGAUCCCGACCAACUCGAAGCCGUAGCCGCGUCCAAACUCUCCGAACGCGGUCGCCUGUACGCCCUGUCCAACGCCGGUCUUUCCCUCACCGCCCGCACCAACCGCGCCGCCUUCGCGGCAUACCAGAUCAUCCCACGUAUGCUACGUCCCACCCUCGAGCGAGACAUCAGCACCACUCUCUUUGGUCACCAUAUUCCCGCUCCUAUUGGGUUUGCCCCGGUGGGGGUGAACGAGAUCUACAAUCCGGAGGGAGAGCUGGCGGUCGCGAGCGUGGCUGGAGAGCUGGGAUUGCCGUAUUGUUUGAGUACAGCUAGCAGCCGGAGUGUGGAGCGCGUGGCGGAGGCGAACGACGCUGGUGCGAAGGCGGCAGGGAGGGCAGAGGGAGGGCCGAGAUUCUUCCAGCUGUAUUUGCCGCACAAUUGGGAGCUGGCGGAGAGCUUGUUGAAGAGGGCGUGGGACAACGGGUUCGACGUGUGUAUCAUGACGCUGGACACGGACCAUCUAGCGUGGCGACACGGGGAUGUAGCGCAAGCCAACUACACGUUCUAUUACGGACAAGGGAACGAGAUGGGCUGGACCGAUCCCGUGUUUCACAAGUACCUCGAGGAGAAGGGGAUAGACCCAAAGAAAGACCCCAAAACAGCCGGACGAGCUUGGAUUGACACUGUAUGGCAUGGGAAGGCGCAUUCGUGGGAUGACCUGCCAAGAGUGAUCAAGUUAUGGAAGGACAUCUCGGGUGGGAAGCCGUUUGUGCUAAAGGGCAUCCAGUGCGUAGAAGACGCCCUCCUCGCUAACCGCAACGGCUGCGACGGGAUCAUUGUCUCCAACCACGCCGGGCGACAAGUCGACGGAGCCGUCGCAUCCCUAGAGAUGCUGCCCGAGAUCGUGGAUGCCGUAGGUGGGGAUAUGACGGUGAUGUUCGACUCUGGCGUGCGGACGGGGGCGGACGUCUUCAAGGCGCUUGCCUUGGGGGCGAAGGCGGUCUUUAUCGGGAGAUUAUGGAUCUAUGGCCUGGCGAUUCAAGGUGCUCCUGGUGUGAGGCAUGUGACGAAGUCCCUCUUGGCGGACUUUGACAGUCUGAUGGAUCUUGCUGGGUACAGGAGUUUGGGGGAAGUGAGUCGAGCGGCACUGAAGAUACGAGAUAUAGCGAGGUUGUAG